AUGUAUCAAGGUUAAGAAAUCAUGAGUGAUGAGGAAGAUUUUGAAACUUAAUAAUAUCUAAUUAGACAAAGGCAAAGUAAAAAUUACAUUUUUUAUUCAAGUUGCUGAGUUAUAAUAGAAAUAUUAAUCCAAAAGAUAGGAGUUAGAUAAAUAUUUAAAGACAGAAGAAUCAAUUAUAUCUCCUAGAAUAUUCAAUUAUGAAACAAAUUACUCUACUAAUUAAACUUUAAAAAAUCAGAUAUCUGUAGAAUCUAAUUCUAAUUAAGAUAAUGCAUAAAUACAAAAAAAUCAAUUUUUAACAAAUUUUUCAUCUAUGAAUAAAAAAUCUGUAAUAAAUACUAUUUCAGAUAGAAAAUCAGAAUGUUAAACAAAUUCCAAUUUUAAUACAAAUAAAAUGCCUAAAUCUUCUAUUUAAAAUUCUAUGCUGUAAAAUAAUAAAAAAAUAUUCAUAAAAAAAGUUAGUCGUGAGUCUUAAACAUAACUAACAGUCUCAUGUAAAAUAUCUACAAAUACAAAAUUUACAAUUCAAUUACAAUAAAUAUUGGAUCCAGAUUUAAAUAAAGCAACUCAAACAACCUAAAUUUUAAAAUAAAAAAAUAUAACAUAAAAUUUAAAGCCUAAAUAAUAAGAAACAAAUUUAAUUAAUAAAUAUACUUAAAGAUUUAAAACUGAAUAUAAUUGUAUAAAAGAGUAGAAUGAAAUUGUAAAGGUUGAAGAAAAUCCAAAAAAGGCUCCAAUGAAUAAAAAGUAAUUUGAAUAAUGGUACAAAUCAUAAUAAAAUUGGUAUAUAUAUCUUUUUAUUCAGGGCUAAUAAAACUGAAAUGAAAGUUUUUCAAUAAAGAAUGGAAAAAGAGUAAAUAAAUUAGGAAUAAGAAUUUUAACAAAAAAGUUUCAGCCCUAAGAUUUUAAAACAUUCUCAAGACAUAGUAAAUCAAAAAUUUUCAGGGUGUUAGUUUAUGGAAAGGUAGUAAUAAUAUGAAAAUUAUUUAAAAAUGAAAUAAUAAAAUAGAGUAGAAGAAGAAAUUCAAGAAAGAUAAUCUCAGAAAUUCCGUAUGAGUCCAAUAUCUAGGAUGAUAGUUAAAAGUGUGACUCCAAAAUCAUAUAGAGAUAAUUCUAAAAACCAUACAGCAAACACUUCAUGGUUUGGAAAUAAUAACACAUAAUAUUAUUAAUGA
This is a messenger RNA of Paramecium sonneborni, 1175 nucleotides long. Lineage: Eukaryota; Ciliophora; Oligohymenophorea; Peniculida; Parameciidae. The record is from the annotation of a GenBank genome assembly.